ACUAUUUAUAAAAAAAGCGUAAUAGGGUAUCUCACCAUUUUUAAUAAUAUAUUUAAUCCUUUGACAACUAAUAAAUUGCAUAAUAAUUUUAUUAGUAAUUCAGUUUUUUUGUAAUGGUUGUGUUUACUCAUGAUACGCAGCAAUAUUAUAGUUUUCGUACGUAUAUAAUUGUUUCAUGCAGUAUCAAAAUGUUAGACGUACAAAUUUAAAGACCGUGUAUUGCAGUGUACGGUUAAAACAAUUACAAAAUAUUACGACUGUAUAAACAAAGUAUUCCGAUCAAUGAUGUUCGGUUAUUACAUUUAGUUGUUAAAAUACAAAUAUGACAACUACGGAGAUGAAUUCAAUAUCAGGCGAGGAAAGUAGUGAGGCUUCGGAUGAAGAAGCAAAAUCAGAAAUUGGAAUGUCUGAAAAAUCAAGCAAAACAUCUUUAUGCAAACUUGAUGAAAAAGGUCGAUUAAAUCUUCAAAAUAUACUGUCAUCCUUCAAUGGUCCUGUUGGCGAAGAACAAGCAUGGGCAUUAUGUUAUCAGGCUGCUAAAACCUUAUCUUCUCUUCCACAAAAUAAGUGUUACAAGCUGUCAAAGUUAUCACAAAUAUUUCUUCACAAAGAUGGCAAUGUUUUUAUAGAUACAAAAUGCUCAGUUGUCCCUGAACAAAAAGCAGUUUAUUAUCUGGGAACUAUAAUUUUUAAAGCUCUUGAUUUUGGCUCUAAAAAAGGAGAAGAGAGAACUUUGCCCCCAGCUUUGGAGAAGCUUGUUACACUAAUGACAAAUUCAGAUCAAGAUUCUAAAACUGAGACAGAUACAGAACGUUUACAAGAAACAGAUGAUGAAGGUAUUGAGAGAGAUUCUGGAGAAAUGGAUAUAGACGAAUUCGUUAUGGAAGAAACUGAUUCCCCAUAUGAAGGAAAUUCAUCUACAUGUUCUUUGAAACAUGUUUUGAAUUUAUGUACUAUACAUAUGGAGACUACAACUGAAGUAGCAGAGAUGCAUUAUCGUGCUGUCAUACGGGCAUAUGUAGCAGAAGCAUUGGAAUUAUCUCAAUUUUUAAAAAAAGUUGCAACAAAUAAGCUUCACGAGAGUGAAAAAACGUCACUUACUACAGAUAAUUCGAAACACGGAUCAACAUCGUUACACGAAUUAGAUACAUUAGGUUUCAAUGAUUGGGCAAGAUUUUGGGUUCAAGUUAUCAGCGAGUUAAGGAAAGGCGUUAAAUUAAAAAAAGUAGAAGCCAAUUUACAAUCACGAGGGCAAGGACAGAGACGAGGUGCAGAAUUCGAAUUAACGCCUUAUGAAAUUUUAAUGGACGAUAUUCGGGAACGAAGGUAUCGUCUGAAAAAGACACCAUCGCCAACACCCUAUUCAAAGAAGGAUGUUCAUGCUAUUAUUCUUGAAUUUAUUCGAAGCCGGCCACCUUUGAAAAAGGCAUCCGAGAGACAAUUACCUCCCUUACGGAAGGAAUGCACUCUUCGAGAAUUGCUGAUGGAGAGUAUAAAAAAACCCCCGAAGCCUUUACGAUCGUCACGAGACAGAUGGCAAAUUCCUACGGUUGAAGAAAGAGCACGAUCGAAUGAACAGACAUCCGACGGUAAUAACGUGAAAGAAAAUGGGUCACCGACCGUACCAAAGCCUGCUCGUAGAGAUUCCGACGGUUUAAAUACCAGACGGACUAGAAAAGUGAUCCCCGUUGAUUUCGAUUUGAAGCUAGAUGCGGAAGAUGAAGACGAUGAGGAUUAUAGCGAUGAACUGAACGUAGCGAGAUUCGAAGAGGAAGACGAGGCCUAUGAUUACCCAUUUGAAAACCGUGAUAUUUCAAACGAUAAUAAGGAUCAUGAUCACGAGAGAGACGACGACGAUGCGGAUUCAGCGAAUCCUUGGAAAAAAACUGGUGGUCUUCGACUUACGAGAAACGAGUAUCAUCGUUUCUGCGAUACUCAACUGGAAUCAUACGAUCUUGCGACUCAAUGCCCAUCUAGAAGAGCUUCGGCAAGGAAACACGCAGCUAGGCGCAAUAUAGCUCUUACAUCUUUUACUGGGACAACGUCUCUUCCUCAUUCCAGACCUCAAAGUCGACAAUACAUAAGCAUAACAGGAUCUACUUUGAGUCAAGGCACUAGUCCAAAUAUUAGUCUUAAUCCAAGUCCAAGUCUUAGUCCUCAGCCUAGAGCGAGACAGCCUCGGAGAUCGAAUACGGUUGUUGAAGGCAAAGAUAAUUCCGAGGAUCGGAACGUUGAUUGGCAAGAAGAUAAUACCCAGAAGCCUACUUUAGGUGAUAUGUUUUUUGAUGAAAGACUUUCAUUAACGCUAGAAGAAAUCGUACAUAUUCGUAGCGUAUUGACUAAAGCCGAAUUGGAAUCAUUGCCUGUCGAGGGUCAAGUGAAAGAAGACGUAGAGAAAAGACGUGUUUGUUUCUUGUGUCUGAAAACAAGAUUUGGUUUAUUAGGGCCAUGGGGUCAACGUUGUCGUCUUUGCGAAAGAACAGUCUGCGUGAAAUGUUACUCUAAAAUGCGGAUUCCAACCGAACAUUUUGCUCAUGUACCGGUGGUAUUAUUGUCUCCUGGUUUAUUGUUAUCACCAUCAUCUUCUGAACCAGAUACAAGUGGAAAAAAUUCUUGGUUAAGAGGUACUGGAGCAGUUGGUUCAGCGCCAGCUUCACCAGCUUCUAGGCGUAAAGAUUCUGCAUUGCGAAGUAUAACACCUUCCUCUACUCCUGCCACUACACCCCUUUCGGCCGUAACGCCAACUUCGAUUCCUUCAUCUAGUUCUCGGCGAGACAUUGAUACUUGUGCUACGGAGAAAAGAAAUUAUAAAGGAAGUGGUAGUCCAGCAACUACCACAACUACAAAAGCAUUUUCAACAUUUGCUAGUCCAAGUUCCGAACAACGAUUGGCGGCAGAACGAUUACGAGGUGUUGCUAUGGUUGUCUGUCACGACUGCCGGAUCAUGGUGAUACAAAUUAUUAAAAGUUCGAGGACAACUCGAGCUACGAUACGCAACAAUGUUAUUUCUCGUCUUACUUUAAGUCUCUCACCUGCAUAUGUUUAAAAUCUCUUUACUGAGCUAAAAUCCAAAAAUAUUAUAAAGCUCGGUUAAAAAAAAAAAGGAAAAAAAAAAAGAAAAAAAAAUAGACAACCCUGCAGUUCUAGUGAUGGAAGAUAAUCUUAAAGAAAAAAAUGAAUAUAAAAUAAUGUAAGAAAUAACCUGUAGAUUAUAGAUCCUUUUUCUUGUACAAUAUCACUGUUGAUCUUCCACAGAUACAUUCCAAGUGGUAACUAAGCACAGUUUAAAAUCUGUGAUUACAUCUUUGGCAUGAUCAAAGAAUAAAGCAGGGGAUGUAUAUAAAUCUUAAGAUAUGUUAUUAAAUAAGUUUAAUUAUAUGAGUAACAUUAUUUUGGUAUAUUUGUUUCAGCUUGUGCUAAGCGCAAUUAUAUUACAUUUUAUAAGGAACAACCACUCAUAUAAUAUAUUGCACAUACCCUCAUUGGGGAUAUUGAAAAAAACAAUUUAUUAUAUUUGAAUUAGUAAUGUUUUCGUACAUUCUUAGUCCUUAUAUAGAACGUUUGCUGAUAUAUUUACUUUUGCAAUAAUUGCAUUAAAUUUCAGAUUUUUACUAUCUUGGAAAAUAUAAUUUAGUUGUAUAGUUAUACUUUUAGAAAAUAUAUAAAGAAAUAAAAUAUAACGCGAUCAAAAUACUUGCAAAGCAUUUUGUAUUGCUGGCAAAAAGAUCUUCCUCCUAAUAUAUUUAUUAUGUUCUUUAAAUAAGAAUGUAGUACUUUCUGCCCUAUUACAUAAAUUAAAUUAAACGUCUACAUUAUUAGAAAACGAAAAAUCAUAUAUUGUAUAGAAAAGAAAAUACUAUAUUAUAAAAGAGUUAUCAAUGCAUCAAUAUUAUUAAAGUUCAGCAAAUGAAUCUUAUAAAUCAGAAUACACAAUAAUAUUUGGUAUAGCAUAUAAAUAUAUAUUAAUGCUUGAGCAUAAGUAAAUUGUUAAAUGCAUGCAAUUUAAAAGAUAUCUAUUAUAUAAUGCCAUUUUGUUUGCUUAAAAAGCUAAUGUCCUAUUUAUGUUUCUAUAUAAUAAUUUAUUUUCUUUUUUUUAUUUCAGUACCUGAAACAUUAUUAGAGAUUUAAGUUUAUUAUACUAGUACAGAACUUGUAUUUCAUUUAAAUUAUAAUAUCUACUUUAUUCUAUAAUAUUACAAAUACAAUGUGAAAUGUAUCGGUUGCAGCCUAAAUAUUUUUUUAUGAUAUAUAAAAAAUAAUAAAUAUAUAUUUUUUAUUGCUUUUUAUAUAUCAUAAAGGUUGCAGUAUCAUUAAAUUACAAUGAAUUAAAGUUAUAUUUUAUUUAAAUGUGCAAUGAAAAAUAAUAUUAGAUCUGUACGAAGUUUAAACGAAUUUUGCGCGAAAAGUUAAACUUUAUCGUGUCACAUUACUCUACAAUAAUAAUAAUUUGCUGACAUUAAAAGAGAUAAUUAUAUGUAAUAUGUGUGCAAUACUAAUUUAUUUUGAUCGGUCAAGAAAUCGACCAAAUCAGUAAGCCUAAAAAUUAUUACGAUUUUUUUAUUUUUGCAGUCUUAUGCACAAUAGUUGAUUCAAUUUAAUUUAAAUUUUUUAUAUGUGCUUACAUAAUAUAUAAAUUGGAUUUAAUUUUAUUUAUACUGUUUUGUACUGAUUUGUUCUUGUAAAUUAAUUUAAUUAGAAUGUACACUCUGAAGUUGAACAUUCUUCUAUAAUUGCAUAUAUUUAUAUAUUGUGCCUACUAUUAAUUCAUAAUAGUUGUGUAUGAAUUUAUUGUACAGUAUUAUUAUUUAUUCAAUGAUAAUAUUAUUUUUAGUAAAAUUUAUUUGUAAUUUGCAGCAUAUAUUCAUAAGAAAUAUUUAAAAAUAAUUAAUUUUUUUUUUAUAUAGAUAUAAUUUAAAAUACAUUGCUAAAAGAAAAGAGAGUGGAUGAAAGAUUACUAAAUGUAAAAAUACAUUCAUGUGGUUUGCAUUGUAGUCAUGUCUAUAAAAUGUUCAAAUAUAAUAAAGUGAACGUUUAUCUAAAUAUAAUUAAAACUAUCACAAAAAUAGGAAGUACAAAUAUGAUCUGAUAAUUGCUGCAAGUUGUGAUAUGGAAUAGUCUAAUGUACAAAGAUUAUUACAGUUGAAGUUAAAUUGCGUUAGAAUUGUAAAAUAUUUUAAAAUAUAAUUGUAGAAAUAAUAUUACAGAAAAAAAAAUAAAUUUAUUAAUAUAUAAUAAUCAGUACACAGCUAUAUAUAAUGAAUACUGUUUAUUAAAAAAUGGAUUUAUUUAUUUUUAUGGAGAGGGGGUUAAUCAAUAUAUAAUUUUCUGUAAAUUGUUUAAUGUGCAAUUUUCGCACAAAUAAAUCUGCAGUAGACCACUACA
Messenger RNA from Vespula vulgaris, 5382 nucleotides. RefSeq names its product protein spire (gene spir). Bases 323 to 3046 code for a protein of 907 amino acids. Lineage: Eukaryota; Metazoa; Arthropoda; Insecta; Hymenoptera; Vespidae. The transcript has 14 exons. Gene Ontology annotation, molecular function: actin binding. The record is from RefSeq and is a predicted model, not a curated record. Gene Ontology annotation, cellular component: cytoplasmic vesicle membrane; cell cortex. Gene Ontology annotation, biological process: Golgi vesicle transport; establishment of meiotic spindle localization; polar body extrusion after meiotic divisions.